AUGCCGAGCUGGAAAGCCAUCCUCUUCAGGCAUCUCCUGAUCUGGACCUACAAGCCCUUCCAGAGAACUCCAGCCUCGUUCCACGCGCACAUCCAAAAGGAGCGCAAGGCAAAUCCUUGCGAGCCCAGCGACAAGGUCAGCGCGCAGCUCACCAUCGAAGAGACCGAGUCCGGCGGCUGCCGCGUCUUCCACGCGACGCCCAAUGACGACGGGCCCAUCGAGGCCCGCGUGCUCUACAUCCACGGCGGCUCCUUCAUCUUCGACCUCAGCCCUCUGCACUGGGACUUCAUCGUGAUCCUAGCGACGAAGCUUCGCGCCCGCGUCACCGUCCCGCUGUAUCCGCUCGCGCCGGAGCACAAGCUGGUGGCCAUGUACGACAUGCUACAGCCGCUGUACGAUGAAAUGGCCGCCGCAAAGGACGGCACGCCAUUCUGGUGCAUGGGCGACUCGGCCGGCGGGACGUUUACGCUGGGCCUCACCCAGCGUGCCCUGGACGCCGGCAAGCCCAUGGCCGAUCGUCUCGUGCCCAUUUCGCCCUGCGUCGACGGCACCAUGAUGAACCCGGACCUCUUCGUCGUGGGCAUCGAGAAGGAUCCGAUGCUCUCGCUGACUGGUGUUGCGAUUAGCCGGACGCUGUUCCUGGGGGACCUGAAGCCGGAAGAUCCGCUCAUCACCACCAUCAACGGCACCAUCAAGGGUCUACCGCCUAUGUUUGUGCCGCUGGGCACUGACGACUUACUGUCCCCGGAUGCGCAGCUCUUUGUUCAAAAGGCAAAGGACAACGGCUGCGACGUGACGUCGAUCCUGGGCGAGGGCUUGUUCCACGUCUGGUUCAUAUUCCCACUCUCGGAGGCUACAGAGGCACAGCGACAAUUGUUCGAUUGGCUGAGGUCUCCCAGGCCAAGUGGUGGGCAGUAA
Messenger RNA from Akanthomyces muscarius, 918 nucleotides. RefSeq lists its product as uncharacterized. The transcript has a single exon. The coding region runs from base 1 to 918 and encodes 305 amino acids. The record is from RefSeq and is a predicted model, not a curated record. Gene Ontology annotation, molecular function: hydrolase activity. Lineage: Eukaryota; Fungi; Ascomycota; Sordariomycetes; Hypocreales; Cordycipitaceae.